GCCGGGAGCAACCUUCCAUCCGCUCCCCGAGGCGGGGCCGGACCGGCUGCGGGCUCUCCGUGGGCGCCCUUCCUCGGGAGGUGCUCCCCUCACCGGGACCCCGCCCGGGACCCGGCGCCGCGUCCUGCGGCCCCGGUGGCUCACGGUGGCGGGAGAGGAUUGCGUUCCCAGGAAAGUGGGGUGGCUCCGGGCUUCUUUUCAGGGCAACUCCUCCUGCGUCCUGCUACUUCUCUCCUGGGCGUGUUGUUGUCCUCAAAUGACAGGGGGCCGCCUUGCGUCUCCUUACCCGGCCGGUUUUUUCCUGACUGUCGUGGUAUGGCAUCACAGCUGCAGGUGUUUUCCCCCCCAUCAGUGUCGUCGAGUGCCUUCUGCAGUGCAAAGAAACUGAAAAUUGAGCCCUCUAGCUGGGAUGUUUCAGGACAGAGCAGCAACGACAAAUAUUAUACCCACAGCAAAACCCUCCCAGCUACACAAGGGCAAGCCAACUCCUCUCACCAGGUAGCAAAUUUCAACAUCCCUGCCUACGACCAGGGCCUUCUCCUCCCAGCUCCCGCAGUGGAGCAUAUUGUUGUAACAGCCGCUGAUAGCUCGGGCAGUGCUGCUACAUCAACCUUCCAAAGCAGCCAGACCCUGACUCACAGAAGCAACGUUUCUUUGCUUGAGCCAUAUCAAAAAUGUGGUUUGAAAAGAAAAAGUGAAGAAGUUGAUAGCAACGGUAGCGUGCAGAUCAUAGAAGAACAUCCCCCUCUCAUGCUGCAAAACAGGACUGUGGUGGGUGCUGCUGCCACGACCACCACUGUGACCACAAAGAGUAGCAGUUCCAGUGGAGAAGGGGAUUACCAGCUGGUCCAGCAUGAGAUCCUUUGCUCUAUGACCAACAGCUAUGAAGUCUUGGAGUUCCUAGGCCGGGGGACAUUUGGACAGGUGGCUAAAUGCUGGAAGCGGAGCACCAAGGAAAUUGUGGCUAUUAAAAUCUUGAAGAACCACCCCUCCUAUGCCAGACAAGGACAGAUUGAAGUGAGCAUCCUUUCUCGCCUAAGCAGUGAAAAUGCUGAUGAAUAUAAUUUUGUCCGUUCUUAUGAGUGCUUUCAGCAUAAAAAUCAUACCUGCCUUGUGUUUGAGAUGCUGGAGCAGAACUUAUAUGAUUUUCUAAAGCAGAACAAGUUUAGCCCACUGCCACUCAAGUACAUCAGGCCAAUCUUACAGCAGGUAGCCACAGCCCUGAUGAAACUCAAGAGCCUUGGUCUGAUUCACGCUGACCUUAAGCCUGAAAACAUAAUGCUGGUGGAUCCAGUGCGCCAGCCCUAUCGAGUGAAGGUCAUUGACUUUGGUUCUGCUAGCCAUGUUUCCAAAGCUGUGUGCUCAACCUACUUGCAGUCACGUUAUUACAGAGCUCCUGAAAUUAUUCUUGGAUUACCAUUUUGUGAAGCUAUUGAUAUGUGGUCACUGGGCUGUGUGAUAGCUGAACUAUUCCUGGGAUGGCCUCUUUAUCCUGGUGCUUCAGAAUAUGAUCAGAUUCGUUACAUUUCACAAACACAAGGCCUGCCAGCUGAAUAUCUUCUCAGUGCCGGGACAAAAACAACCAGGUUUUUCAACAGAGAUCCUAAUUUGGGGUACCCACUGUGGAGGCUUAAGACACCUGAAGAACAUGAAUUGGAGACUGGAAUAAAAUCAAAAGAAGCUCGGAAGUACAUUUUUAACUGUUUAGAUGACAUGGCUCAGGUGAAUAUGUCCACGGACUUAGAGGGAACAGACAUGUUGGCAGAGAAGGCAGAUCGAAGAGAAUACAUUGAUCUGUUAAAAAAAAUGCUAACAAUUGAUACAGAUAAGAGAAUUACUCCUUUGAAAACACUUAACCAUCAAUUUGUGACAAUGACUCACCUUCUGGAUUUUCCACAUAGCAAUCACGUUAAGUCUUGUUUUCAGAACAUGGAGAUCUGCAAGCGGAGGGUUCACAUGUAUGAUACAGUGAGUCAGAUCAAGAGUCCCUUCACUACGCAUGUUGCUCCAAAUACAAGCACAAAUCUAACCAUGAGCUUCAGCAACCAGCUCAAUACAGUACACAAUCAGGCCAGUGUUCUAGCUUCCAGUUCUACUGCAGCAGCUGCUACUCUUUCUCUGGCUAAUUCAGAUGUCUCACUGCUAAACUACCAGUCUGCUUUGUACCCAUCAUCUGCAGCACCAGUUCCAGGAGUUGCUCAGCAGGGUGUUUCUUUGCAGCCUGGAACCACCCAGAUUUGCACUCAGACAGAUCCAUUCCAACAAACAUUUAUAGUAUGUCCCCCUGCUUUUCAAACUGGACUACAAGCAACAACAAAACAUUCUGGAUUCCCUGUGAGGAUGGAUAAUGCUGUGCCAAUUGUACCCCAGGCGCCAGCUGCUCAGCCACUGCAGAUUCAGUCCGGAGUUCUUACACAGGGAAGCUGUACACCACUAAUGGUAGCAACUCUCCACCCUCAAGUAGCCACCAUCACACCGCAGUAUGCGGUGCCCUUUACUCUGAGCUGCGCAGCUGGCCGGCCGGCGCUGGUUGAACAGACUGCUGCUGUACUGCAGGCAUGGCCUGGAGGAACCCAACAAAUUCUCCUGCCUUCGACUUGGCAACAGUUGCCUGGGGUAGCUCUACACAACUCUGUCCAGCCAACAGCAGUGAUUCCAGAGGCCAUGGGGAGUGGCCAGCAGCUAGCAGAUUGGAGGAAUGCCCACUCGCAUGGCAACCAGUACAGCACUAUCAUGCAGCAGCCAUCCUUGCUGACUAACCAUGUGACUUUGGCCACUGCUCAGCCCCUGAACGUUGGUGUUGCCCAUGUUGUCAGACAACAACAGUCCAGUUCCCUCCCUUCAAAGAAGAAUAAACAGUCUGCUCCAGUCUCUUCCAAGUCUUCUCUGGAUGUUCUGCCUUCCCAAGUCUAUUCUCUGGUUGGGAACAGUCCCCUUCGCACCACAUCUUCUUAUAAUUCCCUAGUCCCUGUUCAAGAUCAGCAUCAGCCAAUCAUCAUUCCAGACACUCCCAGCCCUCCUGUGAGUGUCAUCACUAUUCGCAGUGACACUGAUGAGGAAGAGGACAACAAAUACAAGCCCAGUAGCUCUGGCCUGAAGCCAAGGUCCAAUGUCAUCAGUUAUGUCACUGUCAAUGAUUCUCCAGACUCUGACUCUUCCUUGAGCAGCCCAUAUUCCACUGAUACCCUGAAUGCUCUUCGAGGCAAUAGUGGACCCCUUCUGGAGGGGCCUGGCAGAGUUGUGGCAGCUGGUCCUGGCACCCGCACCAUCAUUGUGCCUCCAUUGAAAACUCAGCUUGGUGACUGCACUGUAGCAACCCAGGCCUCAGGUCUCUUGAGCAGUAAGACCAAGCCCGUGGCCUCGGUCAGUGGGCAGUCAACUGGAUGCUGUAUCACCCCCACAGGGUACCGGGUGCAACGCGGGGGGACCAGUGCAGCACAGCCACUCAACCUUAGCCAGAACCAGCAGUCUUCAUCAGCUCCAUCCUCGCAGGAGAGAAGCAACAACCCUGCCCCCCGCAGGCAGCAGGCGUUUGUGGCCCCGCUCUCCCAAGCCCCCUACGCCUUCCAGCAUGGCAGCCCGCUACACUCGACGGGGCACCCACACCUGGCCCCAGCCCCUGCUCACCUGCCAAGCCAGCCUCACCUGUAUACGUAUGCUGCCCCCACCUCUGCUGCUGCAUUGGGCUCCACCAGCUCCAUUGCUCAUCUUUUCUCCCCACAGGGCUCCUCAAGGCAUGCUGCAGCCUAUACCACCCACCCUAGCACUCUGGUGCACCAGGUUCCUGUCAGUGUGGGGCCCAGCCUCCUCACUUCUGCCAGUGUGGCCCCUGCUCAGUACCAACACCAGUUUGCCACGCAGUCCUAUAUCGGGUCUUCCCGAGGCUCAGCAAUUUACACUGGAUACCCGCUGAGUCCUACCAAGAUCAGCCAGUAUUCCUACUUGUAGUUGGUGAACAUGAGGGGAGGGGUUAUGGCUGCUUCUUCCCAGCCCUGAGUUUUUAAUAAUGGGCUAUGAUGAGCUCCUCUCUUACCCUCUCUUGAAAAACUCCUUAGCCAGCAACUUGUUCUGCAGGGGCCCACUGAAGCAGAAGGUUUUUCUCGGGGAACCUGUCUCAGUAUUGACUGCAUUGUUGUAGUCUCCCAAAGUCUGCCCUAUUUUUUAAUUCUUUAUUUUUGUGACAGCAUUUUUGGUAUUUGGAAAAGUUCAAAUGCCCAUCUUCAGCAGAGUUAUCAAGGAAGAGAGAUCAUUCUGAGGUUACCCCUUGAAAAAUAUUUUGUCUCUCUGACUUGAUUUCUAUAAAUGCUUUUAAAAACAAGUGAAGCCCCUCCCUAUUUAACUUUGUUUUAUUGUAAUUGCUGAUCAGAGGAAAGAUGCUGAUAAAAGGACUUGAAGUCUGGUAACAAGUGAGAAAAGAAAAACAUUUCUUGUUUGUUAAAAAGCUGAGACUUAUUUGCCUAUUUUAUUUUAAAAGCAAGCUUGCACAGUAUAUAUUUUACCAUCAGGCAUUUCUCCUCAAAAUUUUACCUUUGUUUAUGGAACAUUUAAACUCAGAAUGUUUUAGUUUUGGUUUUAUGUCUCAUUAUACUUAAUGGUUUUUUUGCAAAACUGGUUAUAUAUUACUUUGUGUUACUAUUGGGAUUCUGUCAGUUGCUCCUGUUUGGGUUAGAAUGCUGUUAGUUUAAAAGGCAGCUCACCAUUUACUGGCAACUUAGUGUGAGGAAGUCCAUACCUACAGUGAAAGCACCAUGCAUUCUUUUAAAAUUAUUUUUUAAAAGUCCUUCUCUCUCUGACUCAGCUUAAAUUUUAUUAAUGGAAAAGCCAUUAAAUUAAGGUGGUUAUUGUAUGGUUGUCAUCGUUUUUACGAUAUGCAAAAUCUCGUAUUAAGAGAUACUGGCAUUGAUGAGCUUUGCCUAAAGAUUAGUAUAAAUUUUCAGUAAUACACAUCUCUCUUUUUGCCUCAUCUCUCCCUUCUGUUUUAUGUGAUUUAUUUGGGGAGAAGCUAAAGAAUCUGAAACCAGAUAAGAGCAUUGUUGUGUAUAGCUUUUAUAUUUUAAAGUAGCUUCCUUUGUAUGCCAGCAGCAAAUUGAAUGCUCUCUUAUUAAGACUUAUACAAUAAGUGCAUGUAGGAAUUGCAAAAAAUAUUUUAGAAAUUUAUUACUGAAUUUAAAAAUAUUUUAGAAGUUUUGUAAUGGUGGUGUUUUAAUAUUUUGCAUAAUUAAAUAUGUACAUAUUGAUUAGAAAAAUAUAACAAGCAAUUUUUCCUGCUAACCCAAAAUGUUAUUUGUAAUCAAAAUGUGUAGUGAUUACACUUGAAUUGUGUAUUUAGUGUGUAUCUGAUCCUCCAGUGUUACCCCGGAGAUGGAACUGAUGUCUCCAUUGUAUUUAAACCAAAAUGAACUGAUACUUGUUGGAAUGUAUGUGAACUAAUUGCAAUUAUAUUAGAGCAUAUUACUGUAGUGCUGAAUGAGCAGGGGCAUUGCCUGCAAGGAGAGGAGACCCUUGGAAUUGUUUUGCACAGGUGUGUCUGGUGAGGAGUUGUUAAGUGUGUGUCUCUUCCUUCCCUUUCUCCCUCCUUCCCUUAUUGUAGUGCCUUAUAUGAUAAUGUAGUGGUUAAUAGAGUUUACAAUGAGCUUGCCUUAGGAUGGACCAGCAAGCCCCCGUGGACCCUAAAUUCACUGGGAUUUAUCAGAACAGGAUUAGUAGCUGUGUUUGUGUAAAUGCAUUGUUCUCAGUUUCCCUGCUGACAUUGAAAAAUAAAAACAGCGCUUUUCUCUUUACUACUACUUCUACCCCUUUUUUUGAAUCUCAGCUGAGUUCUCCCAGAAGCCCUCAUAUUGCUCUCUCACUGUGUAUUGCUACCUUGCUUCUGUGAGAAUUCAGGAAGCAGGUGAGAGAAGUCAAGCCAAUAUUAAAUAUGUAUUUUUUUUCUUUUCUCUUUUUUUUUAGUAUGUGCAAUCACAUGUAGAGUGUUUUUUUUUUCUUUUCCCAUGUGAUAGUACUUCCUGCAAAUAGUUGACAUUCCUAGUAAAAUAUUUGCUUGUUGAAAAAACAUGUAACAGAUGUGUUUUAUACCAAAGAGCCUGUUGUAUUGCUUACCAUGUCCCCAUACUAUGAGGAGGAGUUUGUGAUGCCGCUGGUGCAGGGAACUCACAGAUAGGUUUUUAGUGGGUGAAGAAUAUGAAGAAACCAAAGUCUGUUGAGUCAUUGGGGCUUUUGAGGUUUCUUUUUAACAACUUGUAUAUUCUUGGGGCCCUUCAAGCUGUGAAAUUGUCCUUGUACUCUCAGUUCCUGCAUGGAUCUGGGUCAAGUAGAGGGUACUGGGAAUGGGAACAUUCCUGCGCAUAAAGGAUUUGGGGGAAGAAGGCUAACCCUAAGAUACAGAUGUGUUCCAUCUGAAUUGAAAAUGAUAUAUUUGAGGGAUACUUCUAGGGCUGGUACUGUAUAGAGAUGGUUUCAAGGAGGUGCAGGAUGGAGAUGGGAGAUUUCAUGGAGCCUGGUCAGCAAUCUCUGUACCAGGUCAAACACCGAGGAGAUGUCAAGGUAUUUGGUGUUUCUUCAUUGUAGGGAGUAAGGGCUUCCAAGAUGGGGCAGGUAGACAUUACAGUCUACCAGGAAUAUGUUGAUGUUGGAGUUUUCUGUAUUUUUUAGUCAUACUGAGUUGUGUUUGCAGCACUAUAUUGGUCAUGACAGCCAAGCAGUUUGUAUAGUUUUUGUCACUAGUGUUAUGAUCCAUGUGUGUGAUCGUUGUGUCUCCUUUUUUGCCAAGCACAUUCUUGCUCAAAUGCAGGUCUGGUUUCUAAUGGAAACAUUUUUGUUCUUUAUCUUUCCUCUACAGGGGGCAAGAUUUAUUGUUUUAGUAAGAAUUGAGAUGGGGGGGGACACCUCUCCCCUUCUCUUAGUCCAAUAGGUAGAUAUGAUUUAAAAUAGGAGUCUUAAUUCCACAGAAAAAGAUAUUACCAAGAACUUAUAUUGUUAUUGUAAUCACAUUACUAGUAAUGUGUGGCUGUAAGAAUUUUAGAGAUUUUCAGUAUUAGUCUACAAAUCGACAGUUCUGAUACAUCAAGGUAAAAAUCUACCUGUGUUUGCUGAAUAUGCGUGUACUCCGAUGUGGCGUUAGAUUCUUCACAUUGCCAGCCCUGACAGGAUGGGGGAAGCCAGGUGAACUAGUGAACCAGCUGGCCAGGGUCACAGUGGUCUGACCUCAAACCAGCUUAAGGCUCUUUAGGCCUUCUCUCAGAACUUGCAUUUCCCGCUUCUUCCUUUCAGGGUGGGAGAGGGAAAGUCAGGAAGGGUUAAAUGCAAACAUUGUAGGCUCACCAGGCACGUAAUCACUCCAGAGUUUUUAUUAGCUCCCAGGAGGUGAUCCCACUAUCUGUGCUCCAGCAAUCCCAGGAAUUAAGACCAACCCCAGGAAUAAAAACUCCAUUUCAAACAAUUCUGGCCACUCUGAGUCUGCUUUUGCGAUUGAUUGCUCAUCCAUUCCACUAGAGGGGCUAAGUUUGACUGCCCUUAGCCAGGCAAGCACAGUAAUGUGUGUUUUAUUCAGCAUUAUUAUGCAAAAAUCCACUGGUUGGGAUGGUUUGUUUUAGGAUAGGAAAUGAAAUUGCCUCUCAGUGACAGGAAUGGCCCAAGCCUGCUUCCUAUUUUGAAUUUUUUUUUAAACCUGAUGGAUGGUGCAGCAUGUCUACAUGGUUGUUCGUUGCUAAACUUUAUAUAAUGUGUGGUUUCAAUCAGCUUGAAAAAUAAUCUCACUACAUGUAGCAGUACAUUAUAUGUACAUUAUAUGUAAUGUUAGCAUUUCUGCUUUGAAUCCUUGAUAUUGCAAUGGAAUUCCUACUUUAUUAAUGUAUUUGAUAUGCUAGUUAUUGUGUGCGAUUUAAACUUUUUUUGCUCUCUCCCUUUUCUGGUUGUGCGCUUCCUUUUACAACAAGCCUCUAGAAACAGAUAGUUUCUGAGAAUUACUGAGCUAUGUUUGUAAUGCAGAUGUACUUAGGGAGUAUGUAAAAUAAUCAUUUUAACAAAAGAAAUAGAUAUUUAAAAUUUAAUACUAACUCUAUGGGAAAAGGGUCCAUUGUGUAAAACAUAGUUUAUCUUUGGAUUCAAUGUUUGUCUUUGGUUUUACAAAGUAGCUUGUAUUUUCAGUAUUUUCUACAUAAUAUGGUAAAAUGUAGAGCAGUUGUAAUGCAUCAAUAAAAUGGGUAAAUUUUCUGAUUCA
Choloepus didactylus (southern two-toed sloth) is the source of this 8218-nucleotide messenger RNA. RefSeq names its product homeodomain interacting protein kinase 1 (gene HIPK1). The record is from RefSeq and is a predicted model, not a curated record. Gene Ontology annotation, molecular function: protein tyrosine kinase activity; ATP binding; protein serine/threonine kinase activity. Bases 316 to 3948 code for a protein of 1210 amino acids. NCBI's taxonomy places the organism in Eukaryota, Metazoa, Chordata, Mammalia, Pilosa, Megalonychidae. Gene Ontology annotation, biological process: intrinsic apoptotic signaling pathway in response to DNA damage by p53 class mediator; peptidyl-threonine phosphorylation; smoothened signaling pathway. The transcript has 16 exons. Gene Ontology annotation, cellular component: cytoplasm; nucleus; PML body.